AUGGAUCAUGAAUACGCUAGCUCAUAUUUGUACAGCGACUACUCGAUGAUGGUCAACCCGUUCUUAUUGAUUGUGGCGAUUUGGAGCUGGAUGAAAUGGCUAUCGGUGUCGACGCUCAUCAUCGGCGGCGCCUCCUACAUUGGCUAUUUGUUCACGCCGGACUGGCGCGAGAUUGUCGACGCGAAACACUAUUAUAGCAAUUGGAAGAUUCGCGUCUAUCUGUCGUUGCCGUUCAACACGGCGAGUCGCGUCAUCGGCGGCCUCGCGAAUCGCGAGAUACCGGUUUGGCUGCGCGAGCCGCUUCUCGGCACGUUCGCGAAAAUCUAUGACUGCAGACUCGAUGAGGUCGUCGAGCCCGAUCUGAAGGCCUACAAAUCGUUCGGCGCGUUCUUCAAUCGCAAAUUGCGCGAGACGGCGCGUCCGAUCAGCGCCUCGCCGCUCGUCUCGCCCGCCGACGGCACCGUUUUGCAUUUCGGCAAAGUCGAAGACAAUCGCAUCGAAUAUGUCAAAGGCCACGAUUAUGAUGUCGAAUCGUUCCUCGGCCACGUCGAUUUGCCGCAAAAGGAGGAACUCGAUCUCUACCAAGUCGUCAUCUAUCUUGCGCCCGGCGAUUAUCACGCGUUCCACUCGCCGGCGCGCUGGGUCGCCAAUCAAUGUCGUCAUGUCCCCGGACUAUUGCUAUCGGUUCGCCCGACGCUUCUCAGCCAUGUGCCGCACUUGUUCUGCCUCAACGAGCGUGUCGUGUUGAACGGCAAAUGGCGUCACGGCUUCUUCUCGAUGAGCGCCGUCGCCGCCACCAACGUCGGCGAUAUUGUUGUCGAUGCGGAGCCCUCUCUUCGCACGAACACGAUUCGAAGGAAGACUGAGAAGAUGAUGCAAACGGAAACCGAAAUUCAUGCGCCGUUUGUGCCGGGCGAUCGCGUCGGCGAGUUUCGCCUCGGUUCCACCAUCGUUCUAGUGUUCCAAGCGCCGCCAACAAUCAAAUUUGCAAUCAAAGCCGGCGAUCCUCUUCGCUAUGGACAGAGUCUCGUCGUUGACGGAAUUUAA
Molecule: messenger RNA, 1047 nt
Organism: Caenorhabditis bovis
Lineage: Eukaryota; Metazoa; Nematoda; Chromadorea; Rhabditida; Rhabditidae
Source: the annotation of a GenBank genome assembly